GAAGAAAAAUCGCACAACCGGUAGUUUCACUUUUCUUCCAUUGCUCGUAAAGAGUGACGAUCUUUGAAAGAAAGCAAGAAACGGUCGUGGAAGCGUUUUAAGAUGGCAGAACCAGGCAGGACUGUGAAGGUGUGUGGACUGCCCACAGACAUCGAGGAUAACACACUGAAAGACAAGCUAUUGAUUUACUUCCUUAGAAAAAGAAAUGGAGGAGGGGAAGUAGACUCUGUCACCUUCCUCAAGGCAACGCCUCUGGCUGCUCUCAUCACCUUCGAGGACAGCGGAGUGGCACAGAGAGUUAUUCACCACAGGCUACACGUUCUGGAUGUGGAUGGGAAGAAGUAUAAGCUCACGGUAACUGAGCAUUGUGAAGAUUUCGCUCCAGAUCAGGUCGUCUUAAGCUUAUCAGCAACAAUUGACUACAGCAAGCUUCCAGGGGGAAUCAUGGCAUUGACAAGCCUUCUUCAGAGCCACCACGAUGUCCAGAUCAACUAUACUGCUACUGAGAAAUGCUCUACAAUAUUUGGCUCUUACUCCACAGUGCAGGCAGCUUUGGCACAACUACUGGGUCAUCCUGGAGGCUCAAACUCAGCAGAAAACUCAAAAGACUUGAGUCAGCCUACUUCCAGUGGUUUCCGGUCUGUUCAAAAAGCACAGAAGCAUUAUACACAGGAGUCAGAAGAUCAGAGCAGAAAAGCCAACAAGCAAAGAGACAACAAAGAAAAAAAUCACAUUGACAGGCCAACUGACAACUACAGUUUAAGUUCAGAAAGAGACCUGACACCUGGUGGUUAUACCUGGGAGGACACUGGUCAGGCAGAUGGAGCUGCUUUGCAGCAUUCUACAACCUCUGCGGAUGAUUUCUCACUAAUUAUGGAUGGAGACAUGUUUCAGUACCUACAGAAACACUGCCGGAAGGAAUACCAGCAUAUCCUGAAGCAGUAUGGGGUUGAAGUGGUGGAUGUAACAAGUCAGGGUUUGACCACUCUGUUUCUGCAUGUUACAGCAGCAGUUGGGGAGGAUGGUCUAGAGGAGGAGCGCUUGAAGAUAGCCAGAAAGGCUAUAAGUCAGCUUCAUGAGGACAUUGAGGCCAAAAUCCGUCGAUCCCAGCUGCCCAAAGCUAUCCUGCACCCCAGUGGAGGCCUGCAAAGGGCAAUUGAGAACUUAAGUGUCAGACUUCCCAAACUUAUUCUGAAUGAAGAUGAAAAAAAUAUUUAUAUUAUUGGAAGCAGUAGUGAUGUGUCAGAGGCCAAGCAGUUUCUUAUCCUGGACAAUGUUAACCAGCGAGAUAAAAAGGAAGAUGUAGCUAGUCUCCUGAGAUUUCCCUCAUAUGGUUCAAGUUUAUACCCUCAGACUGAUGAGGAGAGAUUCACUCUCCCCACACCCUCCACUGUAGCAUCGGGGGAUGAUAAGCUAGAUGAGAUGCUGAAGUCAGAGGAAGAUGAACGAAGAGCUGAAGGAGCCAGAAGGUAUAAAUUAGCUGCCCGGUUUAAGGAUUCUGGGCUAGCUGCGUUAAGCAGUCGACCAGCUGACUUCACUUUACGAACAAACUCAUCUCCCAGCAGACAAACACGCCAAGGGCCAAUGUUAGGGUAUGAUGUACUCUCAGAAACAGCAGGGACUUCUGGUGAGGCAGUUUCCAGAGCAGUACCCCAAAACACAGGAGGAGACAUUUUGUUCAAGACUGGAUCUAGUUUGGCAUCUUCCGCGCUUCAAAAUAGAACCUCUUUGAAUCCAGAUUUAACAGAUGCUCGACCUAAGAAUUCAUCAUCCCCUUUUAGUGGUACACAGUCCAGUUUGUCAGGAAGUCCUGCACCUCAGUCUGCUGGAUCCAGAUCCACCUUGAAGCGAGCCAGUAGUUUCUCAGGAACGCCUCAGCAGAAGGCUCAAGUUAUGAGUCAGAAGAGUCAAGAAGAUAGCAGCAAGUCCACAGUCAGAGCCAGGGGCAGGUCUUCUAGCUUCAGUACCCAAACAGGAAGGGACAAGCAGGAAGUCUAUACUGCAGAUCUUACAGUAUCCAGGAUAAUGUGGAAACAUAUAAAAGAAUCAUACAGCUACCGAGUGGAAGAUCUAGCUUCUGAUGUCCAGUUAAAAGAGAGCAGCUUAGGUAGUCAUGAGCUGACUGUUACCAUAAGAGGAGCAAACUCAUCCAAAGUGACUUCAUGUCAUCUAGGUUUGCAGAAGCUGGUUGACUCAGUUAGUUCAGACUUCUCUGUGCAGGAGGUGUCCUUGUCUGAACUGGGUAUCACUGACAAAGCAGAUGAAACCUUACAAGCUUGUUGUUCUGAAGUGCGGAGCCGCUUUAAGAAGGUUACUAUCGAGAUAUUAGCCAAGAGCUUAUAUCUUCUUGGUCCACGGCAGUUGUGUUCCCAGGUAGGUGCUACCCUGCGGGAAGUAUUUUCUGGAGACUCGGCUCAAAUACCUGACAAAUACCAAUAUUCCCCAACUUCUUUUCAAAUGAAUGAAGAUAAAAGCACUAGCUUGCACUUUAACAGUAACUCUCAGGUGAUUAGAGAGAGCCAACCAGGCAAUGCUGAUGGUACAAGUAGGAGUCGGGAAUGGAGGACAACCUACAGAAGUGACUUUGGUGGGAGGGAGAUUGUGAGUGGAUCUAUUGGUCUGGCAAGGCAAGAUCAUGUCAUUAAGGAGAAAGUCAAGCCUAUAGAUCCAAUGGAGAUGGAUGGACAGAAGGCUAAGUCAUUUGUCAGUCAGUCUACACCAGGAAAUGAUAGUGUGAGGGGUCUGAAUGGUGUCGGAUCAACAUUAACCCGCACUGAGAAAGGGACCACCUUACCUGCUACGCAGAUAGGCAGUGUAGGUCAAGAAGAAGCAGAGAUCCAGAACACCCCAGGGGAAGCCAAACCAGGCCAGGAGAGGCUGGGGAACAUCUGUGUUUGUGGAGAAACUGGGAUAUCUGUGCAGAGAACAAAAUGUGGAACUACUUUUUGCUCAAAGUGCUUGGACACGGUACAUGUCCGCUGCAGAGUUUGUCAUGAGACGGAGCAGAAACCUCGGGGCAUCCUGGGCAAAAUUGUAAAAUCUAAACUAAACAUCACUUUGCCAGGUUACAACAAGUUCUGUACUAUCAAGAUCACUUACAGCAUUCCUGAUGGUAUCCAAGCGGAUGGGCAUCCAUCUCCUGGAAAACCAUUUAAGGGAGGGCUAUUUGAAGCCUACUUUCCAGACUGUCAGCCGACAAAGAAGCUGCUGCCCAGGCUGGAGAAAGCCUUCAGGCAGGGACUCACCUUCACAGUGACAGGCAAAGGGACAGAUGCAAGGGUGACCUGGGACGGCAUCCCACACAAGACCAGCUUACAGGGAGGCAAAUCAGGGAAUGGGUACCCAGAUUCCACUUACUUGACGCGCUUGUCUGAGGUCUUGACCUCCCUUGGAAUUGAGGAAUCAACAGAAAAGCCCCAUGAUUAAAACAUGUAAAAAAUGUAUUUCUUCCUUGUUUUAUAUAUAAAAAUAGCAGUAUAUUGGCGAUCUUUGUGUUUACAGCACUGUUUUGCGGUUUUGAUUAGUUGACAAUCACACUUUGUUAUAGUGAGAUGUUGAUAUCUGACCAUCCUUUAAUUGUAGUCUCUUUUAAAUAAUGGAGUCAUUGAAGACUGAAUUUUAAUUUUGUAACGUCCUUUACCAAUUUUCUUUUAACAAGUUGUUCAAGAGUGAAGGGCCUAUAGUAUUUCACAUGACAAUUUUUUUAAAAUACCGUUUCAGGUUAUUUUGCAGAACAAAUGAAUAUUAAAGUCUUCAAUAUGCACAGUACUGUAUAGACCAAAUAAUUUGCACCGCACUGUGUGAUUGUAGUCAUCAUUUAGUUUAGGAACAACAGACAGUAAUUUGUAAAAUAUUCUGAAUUUAAUAAAUUAAUUGUUCAUAAUCUGUCUUUGCUUCUGGGCACAGAAAUAAAAAAGCACAUUUCCUGUCUUUUUUUA
Messenger RNA from Maylandia zebra (zebra mbuna), 3938 nucleotides. RefSeq lists its product as uncharacterized. NCBI's taxonomy places the organism in Eukaryota, Metazoa, Chordata, Actinopteri, Cichliformes, Cichlidae. Gene Ontology annotation, molecular function: RNA binding. Gene Ontology annotation, biological process: Notch signaling pathway; protein ubiquitination. The record is from RefSeq and is a predicted model, not a curated record.